Molecule: messenger RNA, 1681 nt
Organism: Setaria italica (foxtail millet)
Lineage: Eukaryota; Viridiplantae; Streptophyta; Magnoliopsida; Poales; Poaceae
Product: fructose-1,6-bisphosphatase, cytosolic
Exons: 12
Coding region: 327-1358 (343 amino acids)
Biological process (GO): fructose metabolic process; gluconeogenesis; fructose 1,6-bisphosphate metabolic process
Cellular component (GO): cytoplasm; cytosol
Molecular function (GO): fructose 1,6-bisphosphate 1-phosphatase activity
Source: RefSeq, a predicted model, not a curated record
CGCCACCGCGCCACCACAAGCGCCCAGCCAGCCGCAGCGGAUAGAGGGGAUAGGCCUCCCCGCCGAUUCCGUUGGAGCUCCGCGGCCCUUGGCUCCCAGCCUCACUUUCCGCUGCCCUCCACGCGCUACGACCCCACCUCGCAGAGGAAACCCACCGCGCGACACGUCACGCCGAGGCCAGCCAGCCAGUUCCCGGCCGGCGCGGGAGCUAGAUAUACCCUGCGCGCUGGAAGAGCCGGUAAGCUCGUGCCCCGCGCGAUCACCUGCUAGCCGGCCGAAGAGGAGGAAGAGGAGGGCGCGGCGGCGGCGAAGAGGAGGGGGACGAGAUGGACCACGAGGCGGACGCGCACCGGACGGACCUGAUGACCAUCACGCGGCACGUGCUGAACGAGCAGAGCCGGUACCCCGAGUCCCGCGGCGACUUCACCAUCCUGCUCUCCCACAUCGUCCUCGGCUGCAAGUUCGUCGCCUCCGCCGUCAGCAAGGCCGGACUCGCGCAUCUCAUUGGACUUGCCGGCGAGACCAACGUCCAGGGAGAGGAGCAGAAGAAGCUGGACGUGCUGUCGAACGAGGUGUUCGUCAAGGCCCUCGUCAGCAGCGGCCGCACCUGCGUCCUUGUGUCCGAGGAGGACGAGGAAGCAACGUUCGUGGACCCUAAGCUGCGUGGAAAGUACUGUGUUUGCUUUGAUCCACUCGAUGGCUCCUCCAACAUCGACUGUGGCGUAUCCAUCGGAACGAUCUUUGGAAUUUACAUGAUCAAGGACAAGGACAAUGUGACUCUGGAGGACGUACUGCAGCCUGGCAAGGACAUGCUUGCCGCCGGAUACUGCAUGUAUGGCAGUUCCUGCAUGCUUGUUCUGAGCACUGGAAGUGGUAUCAAUGGCUUCACACUUGACCCUUCACUUGGGGAGUUCAUACUGACUCAUCCAGAUAUCAAGAUGCCUAAGAAGGGGAAGAUUUAUUCAGUCAAUGAAGGGAAUGCCAGAAACUGGGACGCACCUACGGCGAAGUUUGUGGAGAAGUGCAAAUACCCCACAGAUGGUUCGUCACCUAGAUCUUUGAGAUACAUUGGAAGUAUGGUUGCUGAUGUUCACCGUACCUUACUAUAUGGAGGUGUAUUUUUGUACCCUGCUGACGAGAAGAACCCAAAUGGAAAGCUCCGUGUCCUGUAUGAAGUUUUCCCCAUGUCAUUCCUCAUGGAGCAGGCUGGAGGCCAGUCCUUCACAGGCAAAGAACGGGCUCUUGAUCUGGUCCCGACCAAGAUCCACGAGAGAUCCCCAGUAUUCCUCGGCAGCUACGACGACGUGGAGGAGAUCAAAGCACUGUACGCCGAACAGGCAAAGUCAAGCUCGGCUUGAUCAUGGCAGCAUCAAAGUUCAAAGGUGUAAAUCGACUUCCUGGCCUUGCUGUAACUCGAUUCAGACAUUUCUUUCUCCUGUGUCGUCGUAAGUUUGUAACAUUCAGUGUAAUAGUAUGGAGGCCUGGAACAGCUUCACAAGCAACUAAAAGGGCCUCCUUAUAAGUUACAACAUAACGCUAAUAAAUACAUAUAUAGUACAUCUCUAGCAAGAGUAGUGGUGAAGCAAGCGUCAAGACUACUGUCGCAAGCUCUGUAAAAUGUACUGCGCAUAGAGAUCCCUGCAAAAGAGUGAUCGUGUCACAAAAUAUUCGUUAUCGGAAG